UCCAGAGUCGGUGGUUCAAAGAUAAGCAUGAACCCGCACACACAGGCCAAGAGGAAAUUUUUGCUAUGGGUGUCGAUAGCUGGGGUGGUGGGGCUGGGGCUGGGGAUGAUCAUUGGGAGGUUUGGUUUUUGUGACGACACUGAGAAGAACAGUGUACCCGGUAUACCAGACGCCAUCGUCCAGGACGGUGAUCCGGAAGUUACAGCGGAGAUCAUCAACCAGAUUAACAGCGAAAAUAUCAGGCGCUACUUACAAGAGUUGUCAGAGAACCCCCAUCUUGCCGGAACAGAUGCUGAUUACAAGCAAGCCAAAGAGCUCCAGGAGUUCUGGACAUCGGCGGGCCUGGACGAAGCGUUUAUCACGCCGUACGACAUAUUGUUGUCUUAUCCCGAAACCCAAAAUGAAAGCAUGAUGAACCAGAUUUUCGUCUACAAUUCUUCAGACCAAGAGGUGUGGAAGUCCGCGCUAUAUGAACCGAUCUUGGACCCCAGUGAGAACAAAUCGAACGUGGUGCCGCCAUUCAAUGCGUACUCUGCGCCGGGGGAUGUUAGCUCUACAGACUUGGUGUACGUCAAUUACGGACGUGUAGAGGAUUACAGGUGGCUGGCUCAGAACACGAGUAUUAACAUCACUGGCAAAAUCGUUCUGGCUCGUUACGGCAAGAUCUUCAGAGGGGACAAGGCCCACCAAGCCUAUCUCCACGGAGCUAAGGGUAUCAUAAUAUACUCGGACCCCGCGGAUUAUGCCGUGGAUGGCGAGACGUCACAGGUGUACCCUCGUGACUGGUGGCUCCCCGAGUCGGGCACCCAGAGAGGGACAAUACUCCUGGGGAGUGGUGACCCCCUAACCCCCGGAUACCCGGCAACAGAACAUGCCUACAGACUUAACGAAAGUGAGGCUGGUCUACCAAAGAUUCCAUCGCAUCCAAUUGGAUAUGGAGUUGCCAAAACUUUAAUCGGCUAUAUGGAUGGGGUAGAAGUUCCAAACAGUUGGAAAGGGGCUUUAAAUGUGACCUACAGAUAUGGCGGGCCAUUAAAAGACCCUUAUAAGAGUGUUCGAAUAAGAAUUUCGACUAAAAAUGAGAAAAGAACAACAUAUAACGUGUUUGGGGUCAUACAAGGAAGAGUUGAGCCAGAUAGAUACGUGUUACUCGGCAACCAUCGUGAUGCCUGGGUGUUCGGAGCAAUCGAUCCUUCGAGUGGAACAGCAGUAAUGAAAGAGGUGUCCCGAGUGAUGGGGAAUAUGGUCAAGACUGGCAAAUGGCGGCCACGUCGCACCAUCAUUUUCUGUAGCUGGGGAGCGGAGGAGUACGGGCUUAUUGGAUCCACAGAGUGGAUUGAGCAAUACGUCAAAAAUCUUGCCUCUAGAGCUGUUGCCUAUUUGAAUGUGGACAUUGCUGUACAAGGCAACUACUCGCUCAGGUCGUUGGGCACGCCUCUACUUAACUCUGUGAUCUACGAUUCUACCAAAAAGAUUCCAAACCCUGAUGACCAAGACACAGUGAAGAAAACCGUGUACGAUAAAUGGUUGGUUAGCUUCCCGAACACCGAAAAAACCUUGCCUAGGAUUGCAGACAUGGGAUCUGGGAGUGAUUACGCACCGUUCAUCAAGCGAGUUGGUUUACCCUGUCUCGAUAUUCGCUACACCUACAACUCAAACAAGUACAAGCUGUCUUCCUAUCCACUCUAUCAUUCCAAGUACGAAACAUUCAAGGUGGUAGACGAGAUCAUGGAUCGUGGAUUUAAGCGUCACCGCGCCGUGGGUCAGGCCUGGGGGGAGAUAGCUCGCAGUCUCGCCGACUCCCUGCUGAUACCGUUCAGAGUCCAGGACUACGCCCAAAAACUGGAGGAACUGGUCAAACAACUGGAUUCCGACUUUGGAACAUUAAUGAGGAAGAAUGGUAUUCAAUUUGAUUUACUUUACAACGUUUCAAGCCUGUUUACCAAGGAGACUGAUGCGUUCCAGAAGUUUGUUGAUUCUGUAGAUAAGCGAGAUCCAUUUGCCAUUCGCAAAAUCAAUGAUCAACUGAUGCAAUUGGAACGAGCUUUUAUAGACCCCCAGGGUCUACCAGGACGCCCUCUAGCAAGACACGUUCUUUUUGCGGAGAGCAGUGUCAACACCUACGCCGGAAGCAGUUUCCCAGGACUAGCAGACGGUAUGUUUGAGAUCGAAAGUAGCCCGGAUGAAGCUAGUAGAUGGGAGAUCGUCAAGAAACAUUUUACUGUCAUUCUCUAUACCAUAGAAUCUGCUGCAUCAACGCUCCGAGACGUCCAUAAGUUUAUGCCUCUGUAACUGCUUUCAUUUUGUGAAAAUUUCCUUUUUUGAAAAUUUAAAAUCAUUUGAAAGUCUUAUCGUUGACAUCCUGUAUUAUUUUGAUAGCGUUAUGUUUUGAAGCUGUCAUUUCGCAUGUAAAAAUGUUUCAUAUAUAUCAUCAGUCAUUUCUUAAGUAGUAUUUAUCUCUGUGCUAUUUAAUGUACAAAUAAAAAAAUCAUAAUUUCAUAUACAUGUACAAGUACAAAUAAAUAGGUGUCAAUUGAUAAAUGUGAUUCGUUUACAAAAUAAAAGUUGAAGUGUU
This is a messenger RNA of Magallana angulata, 2575 nucleotides long. Its product is annotated as N-acetylated-alpha-linked acidic dipeptidase 2-like. Gene Ontology annotation, molecular function: carboxypeptidase activity. The coding region runs from base 28 to 2292 and encodes 754 amino acids. The transcript is spliced from 17 exons. The record is from RefSeq and is a predicted model, not a curated record. Lineage: Eukaryota; Metazoa; Mollusca; Bivalvia; Ostreida; Ostreidae.